AUGGAUCUGAUCUCCUCAAUAGCUGCAUGGACUCCCACAACCACGGCAACAUCAACUUCAUUGAAGAGUGUAGCCACAACGGCAGAAUCGGCGCUUGAGCUGAGUUUGUCAAAAGCUCUUCAUUCAUUGACAGGUCAUACUUCUACAAUGAUGAGAAAUGACUAUGUACUGGCUUCGAGAGCAAUUCGGGGCGCACAAGCUUCUUUAUCAAUCAUUUCAGCAGAACAAGUGUUGGCAACGGCAACUGCUGAAAGCGUCAAAGUACAAGCUACGGAAGUCAUGUGGAACCUGACGCAAAACUUGGACGACUUGGCGUGGGAAGAAAAUAUAUACGGUAUACGCCAUUUGACACGUCCAGGGAACAUAUUCUUUUUGGUGGCUUUUUCGAUAACGCUUCUAUGGUACACGUUGAUAUUUAUAAAGUCUCGAUAUUGGUGGUUCAAUAUUGCAUUUUUCUGUGGAGCAGCAUUGGAGUUUUUGGGUUUUCUUGGGCGGGUCCUUUCUUUUAGCGAUAUGACGUCUUUCCUGUACUAUGUGAUGCAAAUGGUGACAUUAACAAUAGCGCCUGCCUUUACCAUGGGUGGUAUCUAUUUCCUUUUGGGCCAGUUGGUGAUUAUUCAUGGUCGGCAGUUUUCGGCUUUGAAACCAUUAUGGUAUGCAUACAUAUUCAUCGCUUGUGACAUUGUUUCUUUGUUUAUCCAAGCGGCUGGAGGAGGGAUUGCUAGUUCAGCUACACUGAGCAAUACUAGUACUGAUGGGGGCACACACACGAUGAUUGCUGGUAUUGUGUUUCAGGCGGUUUCAAUGUCGGUUUACGUCUCGCUUUGGUUUAUAUUCAUUUGGAGAAUUUACUUUCCAAAGACGAGUACAUAUUCCCAGUAUGCCAUGGAUAAAGUUGAUCAGCAUCAAAUGUUGAAACCGGGAUUGAAGAACUUUUUAAAACUAUUCUUCAACACUAAAGCUUCAGCCGAGUACAAAAAGACUGUGUUGGAACCAUAUUACAAUCCAAAAUACAGUGAUAUCAGACAAAGAUCGUUGUACAAUUACUUUCCCUUGGCGGUGACAUGCGCCAUCAUUGCUAUAUUCGUCCGUUGUAUUUAUAGAGUGGUUGAGUUGGCACAAGGUUUCCGAGGAUACUUGAUUACUCACGAGGUUUACAUUAUGUGUUUGGAUGCAGCAAUGUUGGUUAUUGCUUUGUACGUGUUUAUCCCCUUCCAUCCUUAUAUUGUAUUUGGUUCAAGCAAUAUCAUCAGACUUGGUGAUAUUAAGGGCAACGUGGAUGAAAAAGUUGACGCAGAGGAGAUGUAUUUGACGAAUAUUGACGAGAAUACAGUGGAAAGUAUAAGUGUUGACCCAGUUCUGAUUGAGAAUAGAGGAGGUGAAACAGACGGGAAAUGA
Molecule: messenger RNA, 1398 nt
Organism: Lodderomyces margitis
Lineage: Eukaryota; Fungi; Ascomycota; Pichiomycetes; Serinales; Debaryomycetaceae
Product: RTA1 domain-containing protein
Exons: 1
Coding region: 1-1398 (465 amino acids)
Cellular component (GO): plasma membrane; fungal-type vacuole
Source: RefSeq, a predicted model, not a curated record